Messenger RNA from Rhopalosiphum maidis (corn leaf aphid), 327 nucleotides. RefSeq lists its product as uncharacterized. Bases 1 to 327 code for a protein of 108 amino acids. The transcript has a single exon. The record is from RefSeq and is a predicted model, not a curated record. Lineage: Eukaryota; Metazoa; Arthropoda; Insecta; Hemiptera; Aphididae.
AUGCCACCGGAGGCAACAGAUUUAGUCGAUUAUUUUGAUAUCACAUAUGUCCAUGGGUCUUACAGAAGUGUUCAGCAUAAUCCGAAUAAUGGUAUCAGACUUCGAAAUAUUGCACCGCUCUUUCCACCAUCAAUAUGGAAUGUCUAUCAAACUACCCUUGAUAAUGGACAUCGAACUAACAACAAAACAGAAGGGUGGAACCAUCGUUUUUCAAAAUUAGUAGACCACAAUCAUCCUUCUAUUUGGACAUUAAUAAAGAAAAUGAGGUUAGAGUUGUCUUCUGAUGAAACAAAGUUAGCCCAAUUCGCAAUAGGCAAUUUAAUUUGA